This is a messenger RNA of Ananas comosus (pineapple), 1499 nucleotides long. RefSeq names its product farnesyl pyrophosphate synthase 1-like. Gene Ontology annotation, biological process: trans, trans-farnesyl diphosphate biosynthetic process. The record is from RefSeq and is a predicted model, not a curated record. The transcript is spliced from 12 exons. The coding region runs from base 95 to 1132 and encodes 345 amino acids. Gene Ontology annotation, cellular component: cytoplasm. Gene Ontology annotation, molecular function: (2E,6E)-farnesyl diphosphate synthase activity; dimethylallyltranstransferase activity. Lineage: Eukaryota; Viridiplantae; Streptophyta; Magnoliopsida; Poales; Bromeliaceae.
UACUACAUAUUUCUGCAUAAACUUAGCCUAGAUAGCCAGUUCUAUAUCUUCUUCUCUUGCACUCUCUUCGAUCGAUAUUGGUUGAUCUUCUUCGAUGGCGAGAGACGGCGAAACACGUUCCAGGUUCCUCCGCGUGUACGAUUGCCUCAAGGAUGAGCUCCUCCGUGACCCGCUGUUCGACCACACGGAGGAGACGCGGCGACGGGUCGAGGAGAUGCUGGACUACAAUGUACCUAGAGGGAAACUGAACCGUGGAUUAGCUAUCGUUGAAACUUACAGGUUGUUGAAAGAGGGAGAUGAACUCAGUGAAGAAGAAAUUUUCCUUGCUUGCGUACUCGGUUGGUGCAAUGAGUGGCUUCAAGCAUGUUUACUCAUACUUGAUGAUAUCAUGGACAAUUCUCAUACAAGGCGAGGUCAGCUUUGCUGGUACAAGCUGCCUGAGGUUGGUCUUCAUGCUAUAAAUGACGGGGUUCUAAUAAAAUGCCACAUCCAUAGGAUAAUCAAAAGAUAUUUCAGAGGAAAGCCUUUCUAUGAGAAUCUCAUGGAAUUAUGUGAUGAGGUAGGGCUCCAGACUUCUUUGGGACAGAUGUUAGAUCUCAUUGUUACUCAUGAGGGAGAAAAGGAUCUCUCAAACUACACAAUGGCAGUAUAUCGCCGCAUUGUUCAAUACAAGACGUCCUAUUAUUCAUUUUACCUUCCUGUGGCUUGUGCUUUGCUCUUGGCUGGUGAAAAUUUAGAUGAUUUCAUUGAUGUAAAAAACAUACUUGUUGAGAUGGGAAUAUACUUUCAAGUGCAGGAUGAUUACCUAGAUUGUUUUGGUGAUCCUAAAGUGAUGGGAAAGAUAGGGACGGACAUUGAAGAUUACAAGUGCUCAUGGCUUGUUGUACAAGCCCUUGAACGUGCUAACGAUAAUCAAAGGAGAGUUUUAUAUGAGAACUAUGGGAAGUCAGAUUCUGUUUCUGUCGCAAAAGUAAAAAAUAUUUAUGAAGAGCUUAAUCUUCAGGAUGUAUUUUUCAAGUAUGGACUCGCAAGCUAUGAACAUCUCAUUUCCUCGAUCGAAGCUCAACCAAAUGCAGCAGUCCGGGAGGUCUUGGAAUGGUUCUUGAGGAAGAUUCACUGUAGGCAAAAGUGACCGUCCAAGAAUGUAAACAACGAAAAUAAACUUGUAAGUAUUCCUAUGCUUAGCUCAAGGCCCAUUAACCUUCGACAAUCGAUGGACAACUACAACAAUGCUAGCCUAUAUAUAAUGUAUGGUGGCAGUUUCCAUCCAAUUUGCAAUGUUUGUUUUUUCUCUAUUUCUGCGGCAAUGGCAGGAUAUAUAUGCAAGUCCUUAUUCUUCUAAAGCUCCGUUUUCGCAUUAACAAGAUGAUCGAGCGGAUACGGAGCCAUUUUAUUCCCAUCCAAUUACUCGAUAUUUGUAUUUUUGACGUCACAUAUAGUUUGUUACGUUGAACAAGUAUCCGAUUAAACAGAUAUAUGCAGUUAAUGAUAUAUUGUUC